AUUUAACAGCUGUUCUGUAUCUGUGCUGACGUGGAUCAAAAAAUGGCAAGUGAUUGAGUGCUAAGUGGUGGCUAAAUAUUUUGAUUUAGUAUUUUAUGUAUUCUCUACUUUGUCUUCAAUUCAAUAGCCGUAACCCUAAUCAGCUGUGAUUGUGCUCAGUGUAUCUAUUCGUUGUUGUAUUCAUGUUUUCAUCACAUAAACAACGAUGUCCGAAAAUAAAAACAUCAAUAGUCCUCUUGAAAAGGAUCAAGUCGAAGUCGAUUCCAAUUUAGCAGUAUCUAAAGGUGAUGUUGCAAGCGUGACGGGUAGAAGUAGCGCAGCAACCACUAAGCUCACAACAACAGCAGAGAGGCAAAUAAAAUUUGAAAGAGCUCAGAAAUGCCUGGAAAAUGCUGCACUUGUAUCCAAAAAGAUUAAAGAGCAUCGUAAGGCCACAGCAGAAUUAUUGGGUCGGCCAUUUGAGGAUGAUACUACAGACACUCAAUCAGAGAUGGCAACCGCCAUGAGUGAGAAAACAGGGUAUUCAGUAGCUACUGACACAUCCACAACUUUAUCAGUCCAAGAUGCACUGAACAUUCCAGGUAUUAGUGAAAGCUUAGCAAACACUUUGAAACAAAAGGAGAUAUUAAUGGAAAGAAUAAAACAAUAUAAGGAAAUUAGUAAAAGACCUAUGAAAACAAAUGUUGUUAAAAAGAAAGAACUGGCACUUGAAAGUACAGAAUUAAGAAAGAGUUCUGAUUCCAGUGAAGUGUCCAAGUUAAUGACUAUUGUGAAAGAUAAAGAAAAUGCAUUAAGUGUUAUGCAAGUAAAGUUAAAGGCAAUGGAGACCACCAUUUUGGACUUACAAGAAAAAAUUAAUGAAAAGGACCAAAUAAUAGAAGCAAAAAAUAAAGCCACAACCCUUAUAUCUGACAGUUUAACUAGAAAAGAAAAGGAUACUCUACAUUUACUGGAAGAUACCAAAGAGCAAAUGGCUAAAAUGCAACAAAAUUUUGUAUCAAUGGAGUUUGAAUGGAAGGAAGAGAAACUAAAAUUAUUAUCAGAAAUUGAGGAGAAAAACGAAAAAAUAAAAAAUCUAAGUGAGGCAAAUACUAUACUUGAAAAUUCCCGAUUUGAAAUAAGUAUAGCCCAUUCCAAGAUUAUUGAAGAACUUGAAUUAAAAACCAAAGAAAUUCAAGAAUUACAAGAACAGAUAACAAAACUAACAGACACACAAGAACCUAUAAUUGAAAAUAAGCCACAGCAGACAGAAGAGAAAGGUUCCAAAGAAAUUGCAGAUAUGGAAGAAUUAACUAAAAAAAUUGAGUUGCUAGAGCAAAUUAAUUACCAGAUACGACAAACUAAUAAAGAACUUGAAAGUCAACUUUCUUCAGUUUCUCUUGAUUCCAAACCAAGUACCACAGCAAGCUCCCCUAGCAAAAAGGGUAGUCCACUACCAACACGCAAAGGUGGUAGGAAUACAUCUGCCAAAUUGAAAUCCCCUUGGAGCAAGCUUUCUGCAGAAUCUCUAAAUCUAGAAUCCGAAAAGAAAACAGGAAAAGUUGACAGUGGAAAAACAGAAAUUAUUUUACAAGCUCUUAAUAAAGAUAUUCUAGAUAAGGAAUUUAUUAUAUCUCAAAAAGAAGCUGUUAUAAUAAGUUUACAAUCUGAUAAUAAACAGAAAGAUGAUAUUAUUAAUGAACUUAAAUCACAAAUGACUUUAAAAACUGUUGAAAAAGUUGAUGUAGAAAUAAGUACAGAGAAGAUUAAAGAAGAUGUGAUUGACCCAACAUCCGAAACUUCUAGUGGGCAACAAGAUAUUAAAGAACUGGAAGAUAAAUUAAGAUUAGCUCAAGAGCAAAUUGCAUCAUUAAAUGAAGAAAUUGAUACUGCAAAUAAAAAUAUGAUAAAAGUGAAAUCUAAUUCGAAAUUAAAAUUAAAACAAAUGCAAAAAACAAUUGAGAACUUUAGUAAAGUGUCCGAUGCAAAUGCUGAAAUACUGCGUCUCAAUGAAGAGAUACAUCAAUUGUCACAAAAGGUAGCAGAGCUAGAAGAAGAGAAAGGGAACUUACAAUUACAUCUUGUUGAUUAUGAUAGUGGAAGAUUGACAGAUACAGAGGUGUAUAAGAAGAUGAUUGAAAUGGAGAACUUAGCUGAAACUAGAUUGAAGUCUAUAAGUUUGUUAGAGACUCAAAAAUUCGACUUGGUUCAAGAAUUGCACCUCUUGCAGCAAAAGAAUGCAGAAAUGGAAGAUAAAUUAGCAGAUAUAACACAACUUCAAAAUGAGCAAGUUUGUUCAGAAAUUAAAUCGGUACAAUUAGAAGAACAAAUCGAUGAACUUUCUGCUACUAAAAAAGAGCUAGAAUUGGUGAUAGAAAAUAUAAAAGUAGAUAAGGAGCAGCUAGAAGGAAAUAUAGAAUUGCUACAAAAUGAAAAAGAAGAAUUGUUGCAAAAAUUAGAAAAUUACAUACAGGAAAACAUAGAAUUAAGUGAUAAACUAGAGAAACUAAGUGCUGAAAAAGUAAGUUCAGCAGAAUCAAUAGAAAUUGUUGAUUCUCUCACAACUCAAGAAAAACUAGAAAUAGAAGAAUAUAACAAAGGCAUUAGUAGAGAUAAAUUGGAUGACAAUAAUACUGAGAAUCAAACCGACUUGAGUUCCAGACAAAAUAUAACUUUUGAUAGUGUCCUCCAAGAAAGUGCCGAAUUAAAAAAUAAAAUUGAACUAUUUACUCAAGAGAGACAAGAAGUUAUGGAAAAAAUGAAUACAAUUUGUAUCGAAAAUAAUUCACUACAUAAAAAAAUUGAGGACUUAGAUCAUCAAUGUCAAGACUUAAAAACAACCAUUUCAAUUUUAAAUAAUGAAAAAUCUGAAAUUCAAAGCCUUAACGAAGAAUUAAAUUCUCAAAUCGAAGAAUUAAAGCGCGAAAGAAGUGAAAUAAUUAAAGAAACAGCAGAAACUACAAAACCUUUGACUACUGAAGAUUCUGUUGAUAGCCCUCUGGCUGAGAUUCACCAAGAUGACAAGGCAGCUAGUGAAAAAGGAGCAAAAGGUGCAAAAUCUGUGAAGCAGUUGACCAAAGAAAUAUUAAAAUUGAAAAACAUAAUUAAAGAAAGAGAAGAUGAAAUAGCAGAUUGCCAAAUGAAAAUCCUUUCUCUUGAGGAACAACAACAAAAGCAUUCAGAUUUAUUGAAAAGUAAUAUGGAUUAUGAAAACAAAAUAAAGCAAUUGACAGAAGAAAACAAAAACCUUAAAUUAGAACUGGAAACGGUUACAAAUGAUACAUCUGAACAACAACAAUUGCAACUUAAAGAUACAAUAGAGUCCUUGCAUCAAGAAAUGCAAAAAAUUCAAAGGGAAUAUAGUGCCGCCAUUACAAGUCGCGAUGCAAAUAUUCAAAAUCUGGAGCAAAUGUUAAUAGAAUAUGAAAAACAGGUAUUUAAUUAUGGUAACACCUUACAACAAAAAGACAAAGAAAUUAAUGAGUAUAUAAAUCAAAUUACCAAAUUAAAUGACUUAUCUCAAAAAUUAAAAUCCAGAAUAGAAAUCUUAGAAGACGAAAAAGCUAAAGAUCAAAACGGCGAAUUGAUAAAAUCCUUAAAUAAACAAAUAGCUCUAUAUCAAAAUGCAUUAGCUGAUUGUGAAGAAAAACUUAGAAUAUUUGAAGAGGAAAAAGCUCAGCUAUCAUCUUUAAAAUCUAAAUUUGAAAAUAAAAGCAAUAUACUCGAAAGUGACUUGACAAACUUAAAACAGACUUUAAAUGAAAAACAAAAAUUACUAGAAGAAUUACAGUUGCAACAACAAAAGCAAAAAGAAGAAUAUUUCGAAAUUAUGACACAAUCUAAAGAACGUGAUGAGGAAAUACACGAAAUUAAAUUACAAUUAAGAAAAGAAUCAAUAGAAAAUGAAAAAUUAAGAACGGCAAUACAACAAAAAGACCUCGUCAUAGAAGAAACUGCAAAACAAUAUGAACAAGUUAAACAAAAACUUGAUUCCAUAAAUCUUGACCAAAGUUCUCAAAGUGAUCAGUUUUCAGUAUUAGAAAGUAAAAACAAAGAACUGAUGGAAAAAUUAAAAAAGUUUGCUCUGAGUAUUAAGAAAAAAUCUUCUAUGUACACUGAGUUAGAACAUCAAUUUAGUGAAUUGCAGAAGCAGCAUGAAAUAAAAAUUGAACAGUAUGAUCAAGCAAUGAUACAAGUUGAAACAAUACCAGCUUUACAAGAAAAAAUUAAAUAUGCUAAUGAGGAACUGAAUAGCCGUCAAGCAGAAAAAAAUCUACUUGAGAAGAAAAAUCAAGAGGCUCAAAGUGAAAUUACAUCCUUGCAAUACAGGUAUGAAGAAGCUCAAAAUGAAAUAAUGAAGUUGAAGGAAAGAAUAGACUCAUUACACAAAGAAUUGCAUAUAUCUCAUGAAGAAAAUGUUGCUGUAAAAUCUAAUUUAGAGAGCUUAAAUAAUAAAUUGGUUGAAUAUGAAUUGGAACAAAAGAAUAAUACCAAUCUUUUAACAAAAAUUUCUUGUUUAGAGGCAGAUAUAAAUCAAAAACAAUCACAGAUUUCUGAUUUGAUAAAUCAAUUACAAAAUCAGGAACAAAGUUUAAAUCAGAUGCAAUUUGGACACGAAGCUAAAGUUCAAGAACGAGACAUGUAUAUUGAAAACUUACAGAUUGAAAUGGAAAAGUACAAAAAUCGCAUUUGUAGACUUGAAGAAAGUAUUUCUGAAAUGGAAAAUAGACGUCAAUCACUGGAAAGGAAAGCUGAUCAGCUUGAUACACAAUUACAAGAAAAACGAAAAUCAUAUACUGAAUAUACAACUCAAGAAGAUGAGCUAAUAACCCGUUUAGCUGUGCUAAUGGAUCAUGAUAGGGUUCUUGAGAAACAAGUCCAUGAAAUAGAAAACGAUAACAAAGAGCUACAGUAUAAAGUUCAAUAUCUUAAUGAAGAGCUACAGAACAUACAAAGAUCAUAUUCUGACUUACUUGCACAUUGUAAUAGCAUUGAAAGCAAAGCUGCAAAAACUGAAAUUUUAGAAGCAGAAAAUAUGUCUUAUCAAGCAAAACUGGAAAGCCUUGAAAAUAAUCUGAAAAAAAUAACUAAUGAACACAAUAGUCUUCUAGCACAAAGAAAAGUUGAAAUUGAUGAAAUUGAAACAGAAUUCAAUACUCAAAUUGAAGAGGCUAUAAAAGAAAAGAAAUUGCUAAGUGAGAAACUUGAAAAACUGAAUGAGCAUGUUUCAAGACUAGAUUUUGAAAACCAAGGUUACAGAACAACUGUAGCAAACCUUCAUAUUAACCUGGAAGAAUUGACUACUCAAAAUAUGAAGCUUGCCGAAACAUCCAAAGUAGACAAUCCUUCUAUGCCAGAUUAUACUGAGCAAUAUGUAGCCGAAAUUAAUAAGUUAAAUGCUACUUUAAAUAACAAAAAUGUACAAUUAUCUGAAUACCAAAAUAAAUUGAAAAAUUUAGAAUCACAACAUAGUUCUUUAAAAUGUUCUUUAGAACAAAAAAUUACAGAGUUAUCAUCAAAACUUGCACAAUCUUUACAUCCUCUUGAUGAACUGUCGACAGAGAAUGCCAAAUUAAAAUGUGAUAAUCAGGAACUCGCUCACUUAUUAUACCAGAAGGAAGAUCAAAUAAAACAAUUAAUGGAAAAGAAAAAAGUUGUAUUUGAGAUGAACAUACCAAAAACAGAGGGAAUGACUAUUUCUUCUACAAUAGAAGAAAUGAGCGAUGAACAAAAAUCAGCUAUAGAUAUAGCCUCCUUACAAUCGCAGAUACUUUCAGAUGCUGAUAUAUCCAAUAAACAAUCAGAACUUAUAAUUAAAAAGCAGUUAAAACACAAUGAAAAGCCAUCAAAUAUACAACAAUUUUCAGGAGGAUCAAUAGAACCUCUAAUUGUACCUAAAAAAACGUAUGUUUGUUCCCAAACAGAUGAUGAAAGUAAAGAUGAAGAUCCAUUUAAUUCCGAAGAAGGUUGGGGGUUAGAAGAAAAUGCUGAUUCUUAUGAUGUUACACCUGGAACUUCUAAGCUAAAUCAAGAAAUACAAAGCUUAAAGGAGACAAAUGAACGAUUAAAAAAAGACUUGGAUGCAUCAAAUGCGAAAUUAUUAAAAGCUAUUAAAAAAUUAAAAGAACUGAAGGCUGCUAAUGAUAUGCUAGCAAAUGAAUUAAAAUUAUCUAAGCAAAUAUCGAAUUCGUCAUUAUUAGAUAUGACUAUUGAAAGUGAAUUAGCUAACAACAUGAAUAUUUUGGAGAAAAAAGUUCAAGAACUCAAUGAUGCUCUUAAUAAGGAGAGAAAAGAAAAAGAACUUCUUACUAAACAGAAUGAAGUAAUUAAAAAUGCAAAUGAAAGGUUAAUAGAAAUGAAAGAAAAAAUGGAUAAUGAAGUAGAACUAUGGAAAUACAAUUUUAAACAAGCAAAUGAUAAAAUAUCCUCUCAACAACAAUACGAAGAGAACAAGGAUAAUCCUGUGUCCUCACCAUCAGCAUUAUUAUCGAAAAAUGAAACUCAGUUUGAGGAAGAAAUUUCGAAACUUGAAAAAGAAAAUGAUGAAUUGCAGUCUAUAGUUGAUAAUUUAUCGCUAAAAAAUAAAGAACUCACAGAAGAAAUCCUAAAAUUAAGAAGUGAAGUAUCAAAUCUUAAUGAAAAAUGCAUUUCCUUAGCAGGUAACGAAAUAAAUAAGGCUGAAAUAGAAGAUUUAAAAAUUAAAAAUACAGAUUUAAUCAACGAAUGUACAAAAAUACAAACGGAUCUUUCUACAUUAGAAAAACAAUAUAAAGAAUUAAUAGAAAAAAGUUCAGAAGAAAAGAUAGAAUAUGAAUCCCUCCAAAAACAAUUGGAAAUUAAAAGCAAAGAGUUACAUGAAGUGAAUUCAGCUUUAGACGAAAUGCAAUUACUUCGAGUGGAAAGAGACGAUGCUAUAAAUCAAAUUCAAGUACUGAAAUCUGAACUUGAAAAUGUUAGUAUGCAAUUACAACAAAGCCAACAUGACAUGAUUCAGAUUGAAAGGUUCAAAUCAUUAACAGAAAAUUAUGAACAAGUCAAAUCCGAAUGUGAAAUAUUAAAACAAAAGGUUGAUAAUGCUAGUACAACAAUUCAAGAUUUAGAUCUUGAAAACAGAAAGCUACUGCAGAACGCAGAAAAAUCACAAGAAAGACUAAAUGAGCUUGAAUCAAAACUUCAACAAUUAAAUUCAGAAAAUGAUCAAUUGUUAUCAACAGUAACUGAAUUAAGAUCUUCGAUAUCAAGCGCCAUGGAUCAGCGUGGCUUUGAAAUCGCUGAACUAUGGAAGCAACAUUUAACGCAAAGAGAAAAUGAUUUCCAACAAAUCGAACAAGAUCUUAGAUCACAGUUAAAUGCUUCUGAGAGUAAAUAUCAACAACUUCUUGAUAAUAUGCAGUCAUCUACCAAAGAAGAAACUAAUAGAAUUGUCAUUAUGGAGCAAGUCUCAUCUCUUCAAAAUAAAUUACAAGAGAAGGAGGAUCAACUGAAUACAUUACAUGAUAAAUACACAGACGUUAUGCAUCAACUUGAUAUGUUACGGUCGGAGAUGGAGGAUGAAAAAUUAAUGAAUGAAAAUAAAAUCCUCGUUCAACAGGAAGAGUAUGAAAAAACCAUUAAGGAAUUAAGAGAUGAAAUUCAAAGGCAAACCGAGCAGCAGGAAUCUACUGAUGCAUUGAAUCUUGAACUAGUCGCUACGAAAACUGUUAAUGACAGUUUGAACCAACGCAUAGAAGAACUUAACAGAGAAUAUGAGUUAAAAAUAUCUGAUUUAACUAAACAAAUUAAACAAAAAGAAAGUGAAAUAUUCCAGAAAACACAUGACUAUACAAUCACACUCUCAGAUAGGAACACGGAAUUUGAAAAUGUUCGGAGACAAUUAAUAGAAUAUGAAAAGAAAGUUGAAGAUUUAACCUUUGAAAAGGAGUCUGAAUUAGCAGUACUUAGGUUGAAGAUGCAUGAAAAUAGUGAACAUUAUGAAAAGAUGCGCCAAGGUUUAGAAGAAGAAAAAGUGAAGAUGGCUGAAGAAUUAAAUGUUAAAAUCGUGGAAUGUACGAAUCUUAAUAAGCAAAUAAAUGAUUUGAAUAAAAUAUUAGAAGAAUAUGCAAAUAAAGCAGCUGAAACACAAUUAGUUUUGGAAAGUCAAGAAUUAGAGAUAGUUACUCUAAAAGAUGAAAUAGAGAGCAUGAAGAAUGCUUUGAGAUCGGCUAGCAAUAAAAUCGAGAAACAUGUUACAUUCGCGUCUGAUACUAAUGAGGUUGCUGGUAAUGCGGCAGAAAGUACACUCAAUAGAGAUUUGCUCGACGCUGUCCCGAGGGCUGAGUUAGAUUUGGCGCUAUACAUGCUUCAUCAACGGGACGUGCGUUGCGAGGAACUUACCAUGGAAUUGACACAAUUGUUAGAAGAAAGAGAUACUUUACAACUACGACUAUCUGAUAGCUUACGUUCUUAUGAAGAUUUGAAGGCACGUUACGGAUCUGUUGGGCUCGAUGCAUCUAUCAGCUCAAGCCAAGACACAGUAUCCGAGCUUCCGAGCUUUAGUAUAGAAAAGGAAUCCCACUUUGUGGAUACGCACCGUGCACAUUCUUCGAGGAGUAGUAGCAUAAGCGAAAUGGAUGGCGAAAAACCUAAAUUACAGGCUAAGCUGUCAGAGCUGCGCAGUGUAAAGCACAGUCGCGACGUCCGGUUGCGUCACGAGAGCGAGCAGAGGCAGCUCGGCAUGAGGCUGCUGCAGCGGGACGUGGCCAACCUGCCGCCGGAAGCCGUGGAACAACUGAACCAGGCCCAUCAUACGCUUUCUCGGGAUUCACAAAGCACUCCUACCGUACUACUUAAUUGGCUUCGAGGGAAGAGUACUCCAAAAGUUGUCCAUAUGUAAUUUGUAUAUUGUAUGUAAAAGUUAUAUAGUCUUUAGUUAUUAAUGUUUGUUUAUUGUUGAAUAAAAAUUUUAUUGAUUUUUUUCUGGGAAUGACCUUGAUAAUGUGGGAACCUAAAAAAAAUUGGAUGAAUUUUAAAAGCCAUUAUUUUUUCAUUUCGGGAACAAAUCGAAUGCUACAAAAAAAUUAGGCUUAUUGCCCCUGCCCCAUAUUUAUCACGGUAAAUAUUUGCUUAGCAACAUGUUGCGGAAUUGCUGGCAACACUGCGUGUUGCACAUUUGAUACCUUAUGUAAUAAGUUCUGGUCCGAGGAGAGAUUAAGUUUAAAUAAAAUUUCCAACAACUGUUGAUCAACUGUUGCUCAAAAAGUAUUUACUCAUGAAUACGCGGCGUAAGGGUUUUUGUUAUAUUCCGGUGUCAAUGUUAUGUUUCUUACGUUAUGUGCUAGUAAAUUAUUCCUGCAUUUUACGCCACCACUGCACUAAGCACAAUUCGAUAAUGUUUGUGGCAACAAAUAACUGUAAAUUGUGCACUUACCGCUUGUCAGCGAAAAACGAAACUUAAUAUUAGUGUUGUUUUAGAUGUAGUGUCCUUAUAAUCAAUUAGCAGCAUAUUCACAAAUAAUCAAGUUACAAUAUAUUUCAGAUUUUAUUUUUAAUCUACAAACUUUCCUCAUCUGUUCAAGAUUUCUGCUCUAUCUAGUUUUACAUCUAUCUACCCAACCGAGGUUGUUGGUAUUGCUUAUAUUCCUUCCUAUUCAUUAGUAACCUUAUUAUAUAAAUCUUAAUGUUAAUUUGUCUAUCAAUUAACUAACGAUUUUUAACGAAGUGCAAUCGAUGAUAAAAACGAACGAUCGAUAUAUUGUAAAAAUUUUGUUCCAAUACAAACUAAAUAUAGUAUAUAAAUAUACCACCGUCAUUGUAAACCACGAUACAAUCCUAGCAAAUUGAUAACUCGACCAAAAUGACUAGUGCAAAAAAUAAUGGUGCCUUUAAUUUCUAUUGUAUUGGAUUUAGAUGCUAUUGACCUGUAUAAUUUGUUAAAUAUAAAUUGAAUGCUUCCAUGUAUAUAAUAUUAUGUAUAAUAAUUUAAUUCAAGGUGAUUUGCAGCAUUUGUAUAUGAAAUUGUAUAGUUUAUGAUUAAAUGCUAAUUGAUUGAAA
This is a messenger RNA of Zerene cesonia (dogface butterfly), 10008 nucleotides long. RefSeq names its product protein lava lamp. Lineage: Eukaryota; Metazoa; Arthropoda; Insecta; Lepidoptera; Pieridae. The coding region runs from base 206 to 8851 and encodes 2881 amino acids. The record is from RefSeq and is a predicted model, not a curated record. The transcript has 10 exons.